Messenger RNA from Centropristis striata (black sea bass), 2539 nucleotides. It is a transcript of the gene ikbkg, whose product is annotated as inhibitor of nuclear factor kappa B kinase regulatory subunit gamma. Gene Ontology annotation, biological process: positive regulation of canonical NF-kappaB signal transduction. The transcript is spliced from 16 exons. Bases 352 to 2199 code for a protein of 615 amino acids. Gene Ontology annotation, cellular component: IkappaB kinase complex; nucleus; cytoplasm. Gene Ontology annotation, molecular function: K63-linked polyubiquitin modification-dependent protein binding. The record is from RefSeq and is a predicted model, not a curated record. Lineage: Eukaryota; Metazoa; Chordata; Actinopteri; Perciformes; Serranidae.
UGCCUGCCAGGCUGCUCUCAGGGUUUAACAACAUGCUACAUUUCCUGAGCUAACAACAGUCGCUCCGCUGUGACAGAUUCUCCUCAAACCUGCUGAAACUCUCUGAUAGUGUGAGGACAUCAGGAUGAAACGGGGCUGAAACUCCUGUCAGAAGACACACACAGCGCUGAUGCAGUCGGUUGUUUGUGUCAGUCAACAAGAGCCUCAGAAAACCAGCUGCUAGCUGGCUGCUAGGUCCCAGAGCUAAGUGCUAAGCUAAGCUACAUUAGCAUCAGGAGGCUAACACAGUUAUAAGUGAAUGUGACUGACUGGUUCCUGCUAAUACGGACUACAAACCUGGAAACAGAGGGGAUGGUGCAGCCCCAGCCGGACGGCCCCCUGCAGUGGGACAUGUCAGGAGAGGAGAGUGGGGGGACCCUGAGGGUCCCUCCAGAGCUGGCUGCUAAUGAGGUGGUGACCAGGCUGCUGGGGGACAACCAGCAGCUCAGAGAGGCUUUGCGGCGCAGCAACCUGGCGCUGCGUCAGCGCUGUGAGGAGAUGGAGGGCUGGCAGCAGAGGAGCAGGGAGGAGCGGGAGUUCCUCAGCUGCCGCUUCCAGGAGGCGCGGGCGCUGGUGGAGCGGCUGGCCCAGGAGAACCAGUCCCUGCAGGGCCUGGUCAACGGCCCCGCCUCCCCCUCCUCCAACCACUGCUGCAGCUCCAGCCAGACCCAGGAGCUGCAGGGACGCCAGGCCAGGACCCGCCCGCCGGACGGGCCCCAGACUCUGGAUCAGCGGGAGAAACGAGUUGAACCGACGGAUCAGAACACACAGACCAUGCCGCCUCGCAGCCUGGGAGAUGCCAGUGUGCAAAGCUCCCUGAGUAGCAGCCCUCCCUCUCCCUCCAGCUCUCUCUCAGAGGUGUGGGGGGAGAUAAUGGGCAGGGGGAGGAGCAGCCAGCCUGUAGAGGGAGCCAACGAGUUCCUCCAGUUACUGAAGAGCCACAAGGAGAAACUGGAGGAAGGGAUGAGGGAGCUGAGGAGGAAGAAUGAAGAUCUGGAGAGGGAGAGGGAGGAGGGGGAGAAGGAGAGAGAGAGAAUGAGGCGUUGCAUCGACCAGCUACGAGCUAAACUGGCUCAGGCUCAGGCAAGCAGUGUGACUGAGGAGGCGGUUCAACAUCGUUCUGAGGCUCAGCACUCCUCCGACUGCUCUAGCCUGGCUAAACUCACAGAGCAGCUUCAGGCCACUCAGGGCAGGUAUCGUGAGUUGGAGGAAAAGCUUGAUUACCUCCAGAAGAGUUCAGCUCAGAGGGACAGAACUGAAGCUCUGCUCAAACAGAAGGACAAGGACUGUGCCCAGCUGGCCAAGGACUGUGAGGCUCUGAAGGCUCAGGCUACGUCUCUUCUAGGAGAACUGAACGAGAGACAGAGCUGCCUGGAUAAAAGUGAACAGGAGCGCAAAGUGGUGGAGGAAAAGCUGUGCAGCAGGAUGAAGGCCCUGCAGGUAGCAGAGAGAGAGCUGGAGCAGCAGAGGAAGCAGCAUCAUGUGGCCAUGGACAAGCUGCUGCUGCAGACCCAGAGCCUGGAGCAGGCCCUGAAGACGGAGAGACACGUGGUCACGGAGGAGAAGAAGAAACUGACCCAGCUGCAGCACGCCUACACCUGUCUCUUUAGAGACUAUGAUUCUAAACUGAAGAGUGAGGGAGGAGACCUGUGCAGCCGGCUGGAGGAGGCAGAGAGAGCUCUGGCUCUGAAACAGGACCUGAUCGAUAAACUGAAGGAGGAGGUGGAGCAGCAGAAAGGAUCCUUGGAGACGGUUCCAGUCCUCACCGCUCAGGCUGAGAUCUACAAGGCAGACUUCCUGGCGGAGCGAGAAGCCAGAGAGAAGCUGAACCAGAAGAAGGAGGAGCUGCAGGACCAGCUGACUCAGGCUCUGGCUGAGAUCGACCGGCUAAAACAGGAAGCCACAUCACGAGCUCGUAUGGAGCAAAUGAAGCUGAGACACUUGGAAGACUUUUCAACACGAGCUCCACAUAUUCCUCCUCCACAAGCUUUCAACACGGUGCCCCCCGCCCCGUCAUUCCGUAACCAGGGUCUGGUCCCGGUAGGAGACCAGGGGGCAGCUGGACCAGAGGACCUGCCAGAUCUAUGCUGUCCUAAGUGCCAGUACCAGGCUCCAGACAUGGACACGCUGCAGAUCCACGUCAUGGACUGUAUACAGUAGCAUAGCUCACACACACACACACACACACACACACACACACACACACACACACACACACACACACACACAGUCACAGCAUCAGUACAUGUACUUCCUGCUCUGGGCUCCGCCUGGAAAACAAACAUGUUUGGUUGUUGCACCUUAAAAAACCUGGAAUCUGUUUGAAUGAAGACAUCAGAUGGAGAGAGAGAAUCAGCUGGACAAACACCUGCUGCUUUAUUAUCAUCCUUUAUUUACUCCUGCUCCUCUUUCUUUUAUUCCUCCUCCUCCUCUCUCACUUUCUCUCUCUCUCCUCCUCUCUCCUCUCCUCUCCUCUCCUCUCCUCUCCUGCUCCUCCUCU